UUCUGUGUAUCUCCGUGAGGGAAGGAUGAAAUGAGGUGGAUGCGAACUCCGCAAACGCCGUGAUGCAGACACACCAGAGAAGAGUGCCACUUCUGCAGAGCGACUAACUUUCAGUACAAAUUCCAUUAUCGAUCGGAAACGACUGUAGGAAGAGUUGUUAGCUUGAGGUUAGAAACAAGUAAGCUACCAUUUGAUUCGAUUGAUGAUGGCAUCAUCGCGGCAGCAAGAGCAAUUGCGAUCGAUGGAAGCGGAGAAGAUCCGAGCAGCCGUGAAUGAUAUUGAGCUCGUGGACGGUCAUGCGCAUAACCUCGUGGCGCUUGAAUCCUGUCAUCCUUUCCUGUCUGCCUUCUCGGAAGCCCAUGGCCCAGCACUGUCUUAUGUACCGCACACGCUGUCCUUUAAGAGAGGACUCGAAGACAUUGCGAAUUUAUACAAUUUAGGAGCAUCACUUGAGAGCAUUCAGGAAUUUCGCCAAAAUAGUAGCCUGACCGCUCUGAGUAUAAAGUGCUUCAAGGCGGCUAAAAUCUCCACCGUGCUCUUAGACGAUGGGCUUGAAUUUGAUGGUAUGAAAGAUCUCGCCUGGCAUAAAGAAGUGGUCGGCGAUGUACACAGAAUCCUCAGAAUUGAAUAUCUUGCAGAAAAUAUCCUCAAACAGGGACUUCCUGGAGUCGGGGACAAGUGGACCCUCAAGAAAUUUGAGGAACUUUUCGUGGCGGGCUUGAAAUCAUAUCCCAAAUUCAUUUUUUCACUUUGUUUGAGGCCAUGCUCGUAUCUGUCUUCUCUCUAUUUGUUAAAUUAGAGGAGCACUCUAUCUUGCUGCCCUUUCUUAGGCUCCAAAUGUUCUUUGACUUAAACCUUACACAAGCAUCGAGUGUGGUUGCUUUCAAAAGUAUCGUUGCAUAUCGCAGUGGGUUGAGAAUCAAUCCAUCAGUGACAGAUGAAGACGCCGAGAAAGGCCUAGUGCGGACAGUAGGGACUGUCGAAGAAAUACGUCUCACAGAUAAGAACCUCACCGACUGGAUUUUCACGAAAGCGUUGGAGCUGGCAACGAGCCAUGAUAUUCCCAUGCAGAUACAUACAGGAUUUGGAGAUGUAGAUCUUGAUCUGGAGUUGGCAAAUCCGGUUCUCCUCCGGUCCAUUCUCGAAGACUUGAGAUUUAAGCAUGCACGAAUUGUACUCUUGCAUGCAGCGUACCCCUACAUGCGACAAGCAUCAUACCUGGCCUGCGUGUAUCCUCAGAUACACUUAGAUUUUGGACUGGCUAUUCCAAAGUUGAGUGUACGGGGAAUGAAAACUGCAGUCGCUGAGCUAUUGGAGCUUGCCCCAAUUAAUAAGGUGAUGUUUAGCACGGAUGCAUAUGCGUUUCCUGAGACGUACUACUUAGGAGCGAAAUGGGCCAGGACGGUUUUAGCGGAAGUUCUGUGUGAUUGUGUUGAGGAGGGAGACUUGUCCGUUGACGAGGCCAUUGCAGCUGCAGAGAGCAUUCUCAGCAAAAAUUCUUUAGCGUUUUACAAGUUGACGACCAGAGCACAAACUUCAGACAAUUCAGAGAACCAAAAAGCAGUUGACACAAACGCUUCCAAAAACUUUGAGUGUUCACAUUCUUCAUUGUCAGUUUUGGACAAGGUCGACUACGUUCGACUUUUGUGGGGAGACACCACAGGCCAAAGGCGAUGCAGAGUGGUUCCUUCAGCAAGAUACAAAGCCGUUGCUUUGAAAAACGGACUUAGCUUGGCGACGUGUUGCAUGGCACUGUCUUCACACAAAGACGCUCCUGCAAGAGGUUCUGGUCUAUCGGGAACCGGAGAGAUUCGACUCAUGCCUGAUGCCAGCACCCUACUGGAAGUACCUCAAUGGAAUCACGGCUUGGUUCUUGCGGAUAUGCACGUGAAGCCUGGUACGCCGUCUGAACUAUGUCCAAGGACAACGUUGCGCCGCCUCACUGGUCUCCUCGAGGAGGAAUAUCAACUGACGAUGCGCGCAGGUUUUGAAGCAGAAUUUUAUCUUCUAAAGAAAGCUACGGAACCAGAGAGGUGGGAGGCGGUUGACUCUUCUUCAUACUGCUCCAGCACUGGACUAACGCAAUCUUUAGCCACUCUGGAGUGCAUGUUGUCUUGGCUUAACACAAUGCAGAUCAAUAUUGAGCAGUUUCACGCCGAAAGUGGUGGGGGACAAUUUGAGUUCGCUCUGGCGCAUGAGCCCAUUUUGAUAGCAGCCGACAAACUCCUCCUAGCACGGGAGGCCAUAACAGCAGCUGCUUUACAGCAAAAUUUUCUCGCAACGUUCAUACCCAAGCUGAACUUGAAAACCACGCCUGUCGGGAGCGGUUCCCAUGUCCACUUGAGUCUUUGGAAAGAAGGAAAGAACGUGUUUAGUGCUGAAUCAAAAGCUGAUUCUAACUUUGGCAUGUCCGAGACGGGAAGCAGUUUUCUUGCAGGCGUCCUGCAGCAUCUGCCCGCUAUUUUAGCAUUUAUUUGCCCGCAUCCAAACAGCUACGAGAGGCUCAAACCGAACAUGUGGUGCGGGGCAUUUCAAUGUUGGGGCCAGGUAAAUCGGGAGGCACCACUGCGAACGAGCAGUCCUCCUGAUGUGUCAGAUGGCGUUGUUAGUAAUUUCGAGCUCAAAUCUUUCGAUGGCUGUGCAAAUCCUCACCUUGGCUUGGCAGCAAUCGUAGCGGGAGGCCUUGAUGGUUUGAGAAAGAAGCUGAAGUUACCGGCACCAGUCGAUGGUAAUCCAGCCGACGAGGUUGAAGGUGUUAUUCGGAAGUUACCUCGUACAUUAGAAGACGCUGCCCAAUGUCUCGAGGAGGAUGACUUGCUGCGGCAGUUGAUGGGGGAACAACUGGUUAAGGUUGUUCUUGCAAUUCGACGGGCUGACGUAGCACAUUACAAGUCCUUGUCGCCGGAUGACCUUCUGUACAAAUAUUAGAAUUACGAUUUCUGGUCGAGGUCGGAAGUAGUUUACGUGCGCACUAUCAUACCAUCGUGCGGAUGGAGAAAACGCAAAUUGUUCUGCGUAUGACGGCCGUAGAAUUAGUGGCUCAUUCAUACGAAUGUUAUUUUGGCACUCCAACUUAAGUGCUUGAAUGUCAUAUAAUAGUAUUUUCAGCAAAGGCAAGUAAUACACUAAAUGAGGAGAGGUUCUUGGGUAGCAUGAGUAGUCCGCUGUGCAUUGUUUGCUUGAAGGAAAACUUGGCUACCUUAGAGAAAACGAAGACAAUCUUCAGCAUUGAACUGAAAUUUACAAAUUCUCCCAGACGACUACGUAACUUAAGUUCCCCUUCUGAAAAGGGGGAUGUUAUCUCACUCGUUUACGGGCAUUACUUGAUAGCAAGAGUCUUCACCACAGUAGACAAACAU
Messenger RNA from Marchantia polymorpha subsp. ruderalis, 3359 nucleotides. The record is from the annotation of a GenBank genome assembly. NCBI's taxonomy places the organism in Eukaryota, Viridiplantae, Streptophyta, Marchantiopsida, Marchantiales, Marchantiaceae.